Melampsora larici-populina 98AG31 is the source of this 441-nucleotide messenger RNA. RefSeq lists its product as uncharacterized. Lineage: Eukaryota; Fungi; Basidiomycota; Pucciniomycetes; Pucciniales; Melampsoraceae. The coding region runs from base 1 to 441 and encodes 146 amino acids. The record is from RefSeq and is a predicted model, not a curated record. The transcript is spliced from 2 exons.
AUGCAUUUUACACUCCCACUCUUAGCUUUGUUGUGUGUCUUCCAGGCUGUUGUGGCUCUACCUACCCGAUCUUCUAGUCUUGAUGCUUCCGCUAUUUUGAGUCGUCGAGCGGGAAAUGAUCAGGUUGUUGGGGGUGGCAACGUCAAGGAGAAAUCUAUUGAACAGAAGUGUUUCGGCGGUAUCAACAAUAUUUGGGGAGGCGGUAUGCCCUUCACGUACAGUUACUACAACACCCUUAUGUAUCAAAAUGGGUUUGCCAAUCUUUGCAACUCUUACUUCGGGACUGGUUAUCAAUGGGGUACCUGCAAUUCGUACUUUGGAUGCCAAACUGCCGUCAAUACAUUUUACAACUCCUACCUCACUGGAUUCAACGGUCUUUAUGGCGCUUCCUUAUAUGCCUUGAAUGACAAAGAGUUGAAAUCAGACACAAAUGCUGUUUGA